CACAUUAAAGCUACAUCAGUACACAUCAAGAGGUGAAUCGAACUUCAAUGGGGAUAACCAAUUUCGUGCUCACGGUUGCCGGUGUUAGCGCCGUCGUGCUUCUCCUCCGAAGCGACGUCAAAAAAUCAGCUUCAAUUUUCAAACAAAACGUUAAACAAAUUCGUCACUGGCUCGAAGAAGAAACCCCUAAUCCUUCAAAACAAAUGGAAGUGGUAACAAAAGAACUACAAUCAAAGGUUCCUCCAAAAGACAUACCUAAGGAAGAUAAGCACUAGUGUCUAUGCUGGUAAUAGGAUGUUUAGCAUUGUAAUUUUGUUUUUUUAUGGGCUUCUCUUGCUCUGUAUUUGAACACUUUUUUUUUUAUCUAAAAUAAACUUUUCAUCUUUC
Molecule: messenger RNA, 387 nt
Organism: Lathyrus oleraceus (garden pea)
Lineage: Eukaryota; Viridiplantae; Streptophyta; Magnoliopsida; Fabales; Fabaceae
Exons: 3
Coding region: 48-275 (75 amino acids)
Source: RefSeq, a predicted model, not a curated record